AUGGAAAACAAGGCUAAGAAAGAUUCAUCACAUGUGCAUCAUUCUUUGCACGAAGAUUCACACACAAUAUGCAAAACCAAUUAUAAGCCGAAGAUACGCAUAAUUCACAUAUAUGCACCGGAGAUUAUCAAGACCGAUGUGGAAAACUUCAGGGAACUGGUUCAAAAGUUAACUGGGAAACCAACAAGUGAAGAUCAAAGUAUCCGCAAGAAGAAGAAGAAGAAGCAGCCAUCAACGACCAUAAGGAAAGAGAAAGAAACAAUAAGUAGGAGUACAAGCGGCAAUGAUAAUGGGGUGUUAGAGAAUAAUCCAACCAAGAAAAUGGAGCUGAGGAAUGAUGAUAGUGAUGAUGGUGGUGGGGUUUGGGGGUUGGAUGAGAAAGUCAAAGAAGAAGAAGUAGGAAGUUUUAGAGAUGGAGGAGGGUUCUCAGAUUUGGAAGGUUUUAUUUCUGAGUUGUUUCCUUUGGAUGCCACUCAUCACAUGCAAGGGUUUGUGGAAAAAUUGUAUGCAUAAAUUUUCGAUCCAA
This is a messenger RNA of Arachis duranensis, 526 nucleotides long. RefSeq names its product VQ motif-containing protein 25-like. The coding region runs from base 1 to 513 and encodes 170 amino acids. NCBI's taxonomy places the organism in Eukaryota, Viridiplantae, Streptophyta, Magnoliopsida, Fabales, Fabaceae. The record is from RefSeq and is a predicted model, not a curated record. The transcript has a single exon. Gene Ontology annotation, cellular component: nucleus.